Messenger RNA from Episyrphus balteatus (marmalade hoverfly), 3456 nucleotides. It is a transcript of the gene Prp5, whose product is annotated as probable ATP-dependent RNA helicase DDX46. Gene Ontology annotation, molecular function: nucleic acid binding; RNA helicase activity; ATP binding. The transcript has 4 exons. Gene Ontology annotation, cellular component: nucleus. Lineage: Eukaryota; Metazoa; Arthropoda; Insecta; Diptera; Syrphidae. Bases 59 to 3346 code for a protein of 1095 amino acids. Gene Ontology annotation, biological process: mRNA splicing, via spliceosome. The record is from RefSeq and is a predicted model, not a curated record.
UUUCAUCCCAUCUAGCUCCCCUGUAAAUCUGUCAUCUGUCAUUUCAUUCAAUUUCAAAAUGUCAAAAUGGUCGCAUUCUACUCGUGAUAGAGAUCGUGAACGCCGAAGAUAUUCUCGCAGCCGGUCACGUUCUCCCCAACGAGAUCGGAAAAGAAACGAUGAUUAUGACCGGCAACGCGAAGACUCUUCGUCGAAGCGCCCCCGCGACAACCGGGACAAUCGAAAACGUGAAGAAACCAAAAGACGCCGACAUUCACCGCCGCCCUCAUCAAGGACAAGAGGAGAUAAUGAGGGAUUUAGAAGUCGUGGAAGUGCAAUGGAAUCAUCAAGCGACCGACAUCGUGACCGUGACCGCGAUCGCGAACGUGAUCGUGAUCGUGACCGUCAUCGUGACAGAGAUCGUCAAAAGGAUAGAGAACGCAAUGAGCGUUCAAAUGCAUCGCCCGUCAAAGAAAAGGUAAUUGAAAAAAUCAAAAUUGAACCGGAGCCGAAAGAAAGUCCCGAAAAAGAAAUCGACAAAGAAGAAGAACAGCGCCAAUUGGAGCUGGAAAUGAUUAAACGACGUGAACGUAUUGAAUGUUGGCGUGCAGAACGCAAAUUGAAAGAAUUAGAAGCAAAUAAGAAAGAUUUCAAAUCGCUAAUUCUUCCAACGCAGGCAAAUUCCAAGAAAUGGAGUUUGGAAGACGAGUCUGAUGACGAAGAAGAUAAAGAUUCAAAAGAUAUUAAAGAUAUUAAACUAUUACCUCCAAUUGUUGAGGAACAAAAACCACCCAAAGAAGAACCAGAAAGUGAAGAAACAAAAGAAAUUUCAAAGAAAGAAGAAGAAGAAAUUCAAGACGAUAUAGAUCCUUUAGACGCUUAUAUGCAAGAAGUUGCCAAAGAAGUUCGUAAAAUCAAUAACAUUGUCAAUCCUUCAAGCACAACAGACAGUUCAGGGGUUCUUAUUAUGACGGGAAUUGUUAAGAAGACAUCACAAGAUGUUAGUGCGAAUAAGGGUGAACUUAUUGAACAAAAUCAAGACAGUCUGGAUUAUUCCAGUGACGAUGACUUGGAGAAUAUUAAAGACACAGCUGCCAAUUUGGCUAACAAACACAAAAAGGAAUUGGCUAAGAUUAAUCAUGCUGAUGUGGAUUAUGCUCCAUUUAGAAAGAAUUUCUAUGUCGAAGUACCGGAGUUGGCUAAAAUGAAGUCACACGAAGUGGAAAAGUAUCGUGUGGAAUUGGAGGGUAUACAAGUUAAGGGAAAAGGGUGUCCCAAGCCAAUUAAGACCUGGGCACAAUGCGGCGUGAGUAGGAAAGAAAUGGACGUCUUGCGAAAGUUAAACUUUGAAAACCCCACUCCCAUCCAAUGUCAAGCUAUCCCAGCAAUUAUGAGUGGUCGUGAUUUAAUUGGUAUUGCUAAAACUGGAAGUGGCAAAACUUUAGCAUUCAUACUUCCAAUGUUCCGACACAUUCUCGACCAGCCACAAAUGGAAGAUGGAGAUGGUCCCAUAUCGAUAAUCAUGGCACCAACUCGUGAAUUAUGCAUGCAAAUUGGUAAAGAUAUCAAACGGUUCUCUAAAGCACUCAAUCUGAGAGCAGUAUGUGUUUAUGGAGGAACUGGUAUUUCCGAACAAAUUGCCGAACUCAAGCGUGGAGCUGAGAUAAUUGUGUGUACACCUGGCCGAAUGAUUGAUAUGUUGGCAGCCAACUCUGGAAGAGUCACAAAUUUACGAAGAGUAACAUAUAUAGUUCUGGAUGAAGCAGAUCGAAUGUUUGACAUGGGUUUUGAACCUCAAGUUAUGAGAAUUAUUGACAAUGUCCGUCCAGAUAGACAGACGGUUAUGUUUAGUGCUACAUUCCCUCGACAGAUGGAAGCUUUGGCAAGAAGAAUUCUAAAGAAACCCAUUGAAGUUAUUGUCGGAGGACGAUCGGUGGUAUGCAAGGAUGUCGAACAGAACGUCGCUAUUCUGGAAGAUGAUGCAAAGUUCUUCAAGUUGCUUGAGUUGUUGGGUGUCUAUCAGGAACAAGGGAGUAUUAUUGUAUUUGUGGACAAGCAAGAAAACGCUGAUAUUGUCUUAAAAGAUCUCAUGAAAGCUUCUUAUCCCUGCAUGAGUCUUCAUGGUGGCAUCGACCAAUUCGAUCGUGAUUCGACAAUUUUGGAUUUCAAAUCAGGAAAAGUACGACUUCUGAUUGCUACAUCAGUCGCUGCUAGAGGUCUGGAUGUAAAAGACUUGAUUCUUGUCAUAAACUAUGAUUGCCCCAAUCAUUAUGAAGACUACGUUCAUAGAUGUGGUCGUACAGGAAGAGCUGGAAACAAAGGUAAAGCAUGGACUUUCUUAACACCCGAACAAGGUCGUUAUGCUGGCGACAUUAUCCGAGCACUUGAACUAUCUGAAACACCAGUUCCCGAAGAUUUAAAGAAGCUCUGGGAAGAUUACAAAGCUUUACAAGAAGCCGAAGGCAAGAAAGUCCACAGUGGAGGUGGUUUCAGUGGCAAGGGCUUUAAAUUCGAUGAACAAGAAGCAAAUGCUGCCAAAGAAAGCAAGAAACUUCAAAAAGCCGCUCUUGGUUUGGCUGAUUCGGAUGAUGAUGAAGAUAUUGAACAAGAUAUCGAUCAGCAAAUUGAACAAUUGUUUGCUGCCAAACGAAAUAUCAAAGAAACUUCCGUUGCUCCUGUAAUUCCUGCCCCGACAGCUGCCACAGUUACAAUGGCAACAGCUGGUGUUCCCGCCGCCACUUUAACACCACUUAGCACCACCACCACGCCUACCACAGCCACAGCUAUGACCAUUGCAGCUGCAGGUGGUUCAGAUAAAUUGGAACUAGCUAAGAAAUUGGCCUCCAAGAUUAACACAGCUAGGAAUUUGACCAGCGAAAUUAAACCUCCAAUGCAACAACAAGCUGCUACUGAAUUAAUAAUGAAGGGAACUCAAUCCCAGCCAAUGAUUACAGCUCGUACUGUAGUUGAGCAAUUGGCUGCUAAACUCAACAACAAGUUGAACUACCAACCAAAGGAUGACGAAGAUUGUCUAUCGCCAUUGCAACAAUCCUCCUUCACCAAAUACGAAGAAGAAUUGGAAAUUAAUGAUUUCCCACAACAAGCUAGAUGGAAGGUCACUUCUAAGGAAGCACUUGCACAGAUUUCUGAGUAUUCUGAAGCUGGUUUGACUGUCAGAGGUACUUAUGUGCCCACUGGAAAGAAUCCACCCGAAGGUGAACGUAAACUGUAUUUGGCAAUAGAAAGUUGUAGUGAAAUGUCAGUGCAGAAGGCAAAGCGGGAAAUCACUCGAUUGAUCAAGGAGGAACUUCUCAAACUUAGUUCAGCACAUCAUGUCUUUAACAAGGGUCGAUACAAGGUCGUGUAGUAGGGGGGAAUACUUUUAUCAAAUACAAACUCACGUGAGAUUCUAUGUAAUUAUUGUGUAGAAACUUCAAACAAAAUUAAAAUAAAACAAAAUAACAAAACCAGGAAUUA